UUUUACCACUCUUCUUCAGCUUCGGGUCAGCAUUUGGACUAAAAAUCCCAGACAUGAUCUUUUUUUCUUUAUCUCCACCUGGACUUUUGUGAAGGAGGGAUCAACUAUCAGUGUUUAAGGAUUGUGUGCCCACGGUCUUAAGGACAGAUGAGCUGCCGUGGACUGUGUUUGUGACUUCUUGUCUUCUUUUACUUCAUAAAAACUCGAUUUGUUAAUCGACAUUUGUUUUUUUUGCGUGUGUGGCCAUGCCGAUGAAGCGCAGCUGUGACAGUUCAGCCGGGGACGGAGUGCUUCUUAUUCACUCUCUGACCAAGACUUUGUGCAGCUCACCAGAAGAAACAGACUUCAACAAACAGACAGAUUUUCAUCAGGAGGAUGAUUCUGGGAUUAAAUCAGAAGCAGAGGACAGUAACGAGACACCGUCCUCUGAGGAGGACCAGGACCUGGUGGACUUCAACCCAGACCUGAGCAUCAAACAGAGCAUCUCGUCUUCCCGGAAGACCAUCAGUCAGAUCAUCAAGGACAAGAAGAAGCAGACACAGCUCACCCUGCAGUGGCUGGAGGAGAAUUACAUAGUGUGUGAAGGAGUGUGUCUGCCUCGAUGUAUCCUCUACGCUCACUACCUGGACUUCUGCAGGAAAGAGAAGCUGGAACCAGCCUGUGCUGCUACAUUUGGAAAGACGAUUCGACAGAAGUUUCCUCUUCUGACAACAAGACGACUCGGAACCAGAGGACAUUCCAAAUAUCAUUACUAUGGAAUUGGCAUCAAAGAGAGCAGCGCCUACUAUCACUCUGUGUACUCAGGAAAAGGUUUGACCAGAUUUUCAGGGAGCAAGCUCAAGAACGAGGGAGGUUUCACCAGGAAAUACUCGCUGAGCUCUAAAACGGGAACGUUGCUGCCAGACUUCCCCAACACUCAGCAUCUUCUGCUGCAGGGAAACAUCCCCAGAGAAAAGGUGGACACUUUGAUCAUGAUGUAUAAAACUCACUGCCAGUGCAUCCUGGACAAUGCCAUUAAUGUCAACUUUGAGGAGAUCCAGAAUUUUCUGCUCCAUUUCUGGCAGGGAAUGCCCGACCACCUGCUGCCGCUGCUGGAGAACCCUGUGAUAGUCGACAUCUUCUGUGUCUGUGACUCCAUUCUCUAUAAGGUUUUAACAGAUGUUUUGAUUCCAGCUACGAUGCAGGAGAUGCCUGAAAGUCUGCUUGCAGAUAUCCGCAACUUUGCCAAACACUGGGAGCACUGGCUCGCCUCCUCCCUGGAGAACCUCCCAGAAUGCCUUGCAGCCAAGAAACUGCCCAUAGCACGCCACUUUGUUUCAUCCCUGAAGAGACAGACAUCGUUCUUACACCUGGCACAGAUAGCUCGUCCGGCGCUGUUCGACCAGGCUGUGGUGACCAGCAUGGUGUUGGAUAUCGAUAAUGUGGAUCUGAGCAACAUCAGCUCACAGCCUCUGCUCAGUGUCAGCACCACUGCAGACCAGGACCCAGACAUCUACUCUGAAUACGACUCGAUCACCGUCUUUCAGGAGCUGAAGGAGCUGCUGAGAAAGAACGCCACAGUGGAGUCUUUCAUCGAGUGGUUGGACUCUGUCGUGGAACAUAAAGUCAUCAAGCCCGGUAAGCAGAGCGGUCGAUCAGUGAAGAAGCGAGCCCAGGACUUCCUCCUCAGGUGGAGUUUUUUUGGUGCCAGAGUGAUGCACAACCUCACGCUCAACAAUGCCUCCAGCUUCGGCUCGUUCCACCUGAUCAGGAUGCUGCUGGACGAAUACAUCCUGCUGGCUCUGGAGACUCAGUUCAACAACGACAAGGAGCAGGACCUGCAGAACCUGCUGGACAAAUACAUGAAAAAUGCAGAUGCCAGUAAAGCGGCGUUCAUGGCGUCUCCCAGUUCCUGCUUCCUGGCUAAUCGCAACAGAGCCAGCGCUGCCAUCGAUCAAUCAGUGAAGAACGAGUCCGUGGUGGAACACACCUACAUGUCUUUGUCGACCAACCAGCAGCAAAGUCUAGAAACAAACGCCAUCAUCUACCAGGGGACAGAGUCCGCUGGGUUCACAGUGUCAGGUGGUCAGAUGGACUUCUCUCAGGUCAGCGGCCCCCUCAUGACGCCCCCCAUCUCUCCGGCAACAUUAGUGCACCGGGGCUCCGUCAUCAACCAGGGGCCGAUGACGGGGAGGGCCCCGACAUCUUCAUCCUCCACCACCUGUCCCUCCUCCUCUUCCUCCUGCCUGUCCUCUAUCAGCGCCAUGUCUCAACCCAGCCCCUGCUCUUCAUACCAGGAGACCCUGUACCACUGCUUACCUCAGACCAGCUCCAGUUACUUCCCAGCAGGCGGCAGCUCGUCAGCCUCAAGCUACCAGCCUGCUCUCAGGCCUCAGACUCAGAGCCAGUGUCUGGCGUCGGUUCAGUCUCAGGCGUCAUCUCUGGCCUAUCAUCUCUCUCGUUACUCCUCCUUCAGCGACCAACACCUGACUAAAGACGUGUUCUACAGUCAUCACCACCCGUCAGCCCAUCACUCCUCUAACACAGCCAACUGCUCCCUGACACCGUACGGCUCCUCGGUCCGACCUACAUCCAGCUACAGCUCAGGCUCAGAUCCAGUUCAGACAGAACCGGGACUGGACGGUCAGAUCCUGGACUCGACAGAGGGGUUCGGCUUCGUGGGGGCCGGACUGAACUCCGCGGGUGGUGGGUGUCAGGGACAGACGUACUCUGCUGCUGGACACGGUGGUUACUAUGGCAACAGCAGUUACCUGGACAGCCAGCGCAUGACAUCACUGGUUGACCAGCACGUGUCCGUCAUCAGCACCGUCGGCAGCCUGCGCUCGUUCAACUCGACGUACUCCGAGGUCCACGACCCGCUCAACAUCCUGGACGAACCGGGAAGGAAAACCACCGGAGUGUAUUUCACCGAGGCUGAAACUGGAGCAGAUCACCCCCUCUCCUCGUCAGGGUCCGCGGCUCCCUGCAUGUUCGGGGUUUCGUCUCCGUUCACCUCUCAGGACUCGCUGCUCUCCCAGCAGCGGGUGCCGACGUCCUCGGAGGUUCAGGACCUGGUGUCCUCGCUGCCUCCCAUCAACACGGUCUUCAUGGGAGCAGGAGGGGUGCAGUGACGCUGGAGACACAAAACGUCCACCGCUGGAGGACAGUUUCCGUCAGAGGGACCCAGAACGGUGUGAGGUGGAGUGAGUGAGGUGACAGGUGAGAGGUGAAGGACACUCCUGUGUAAAGACGUCUAAUGACAUCUGUCUUAUUUUCUGCUGCAUUAUAAACUAGUUAAAGAGGCGUAAAGGAAAGAUAUUUAUUUGAAUUAAGUGGAUUAGUUAAAGAUAAACAAACAGUGACUCUGAUCCAGAUAUUUACCAUAUAUGUCCACAAUUAUAUUUUGCAAUUUAGAAAGUAAUUUAAGUUCCUAAAUGAUGCCUGAGGACUUCCAUUUCUUCUGUGUGCAAAUUAUUGUAAAUAAAUCUUGUUAGUCACAGUG
Messenger RNA from Acanthopagrus latus (yellowfin seabream), 3481 nucleotides. RefSeq names its product regulatory factor X, 6 (gene rfx6). Bases 246 to 3110 code for a protein of 954 amino acids. Gene Ontology annotation, molecular function: DNA-binding transcription factor activity, RNA polymerase II-specific; RNA polymerase II cis-regulatory region sequence-specific DNA binding. NCBI's taxonomy places the organism in Eukaryota, Metazoa, Chordata, Actinopteri, Spariformes, Sparidae. The record is from RefSeq and is a predicted model, not a curated record. The transcript is spliced from 20 exons. Gene Ontology annotation, biological process: regulation of transcription by RNA polymerase II.